AUGAUUCCGCUGCCGACUCAGACACCCGCCAACAUCCCUCAUAUUCAAUAUGGCUUCGAGGAAGAGGAUGUCGCCGCAAAGGCACAGCGAGAGGAGAGGAGAGACGCGAUAAAGUCGGCGUUCCGUCAUUCGUGGAAAGGGUAUAAAAAAUAUGCCUGGGGGAUGGACGAGGUCGGUCCGGUCACUGGCCAAACCAAAGAUACGUUUGGCGGGUGGGGAGCUACAUUGGUCGAUAGCUUGGAUACGCUCUGGAUAAUGGGAUUGAAGAAGGAAUUCGAGGAAGCUGUGGCUGCAGUCUCCCGUAUCGACUUUUCCACCUCGGACACCCUAACCCUGAACAUCUUCGAGGUCACCAUUCGUUAUCUGGGCGGCUUGUUGGCGGCUCACGACUUGUCCGAUGGCUCCUAUCCCAUCCUCCUCGAAAAGGCGGUAGAGUUGGGCGAUUUUCUAUACAUUGCAUUUGAUACGCCUAAUCGCAUGCCUGUCCUUCGCUGGUUCUGGUUGGCAUCAAAGGAAAAACGGGAUCUAGAAGCUAGCAACAACAAUGUUUUAGCAGAGCUAGGGUCGCUUUCAGUGGAGUUCACUCGCCUAACACAGUUGACGGGGGACCCAAAAUACUAUGAUGCUAUCCAACGUAUCACCAAUAUGCUGGAUAAGCACCAGGACCACACAGCGCUUCCAGGGCUGUGGCCGAUAUCUAUCGAUGCCCUGACGCCCAACUUCAACGUCGACAAUAGAUUCUCCUUUGGUGGGUUGGCUGAUUCUCUAUACGAGUAUUUACCCAAGGAAUAUCUCAUGCUCGGCGGCCGGUCAUCGCAGUAUCGCCAUAUGUACGAGAAGGCUAUAGAUGUGGCCAAGAAGCACAUGUUCUUCCGCCCUAUGACGGAGCAGGGCGAUGAUAUCCUCAUCUCCGGCACCGUGCGCGCCUCGGCCAGGUCGGCCACGGCCAUAAACCUGGAUCCCGAUAGUCAACAUUUAACAUGCUUCGCCGGAGGGAUGCUAGCCAUUGGUUCCAAAAUCUUCGAUCGCCCGGAUGAUCUCAACAUUGGUAGGAAACUAGUUGACGGCUGCAUCUGGGCCUACAACAGCAUGCCAGCAGGGGUUAUGCCAGAGAGCUUUCGUGCCGUUCAAUGCACGGACGAAAGUUCGGGCUGUUCCUGGGAUCUACGGGAAUGGCUCAAUAGCGACGAGGAUAACCAGCAGCCGCUAGAAGAACUUAAGCGGCAGGCGAGAGAGAAAGGGAUGUUUCCGGGAUUCAAGUUGAUCUCGGAUCCAAAAUAUCAUCUUCGACCAGAAGCCAUUGAGUCGGUAUUCAUUCUUUAUCGAAUCACCGGGGACACGACGCUCCAGGAUAAAGGAUGGGAGAUGUUCAAGGCAAUCGAGAAAGCCUCCAAAACCAAGAUCGGCUACGGUGCCAUUGAGGACGUGACUUUAGCGAACUCUGAGAUCAUGGACGAGAUGGAGUCCUUUUGGACGGGCGAAACGCUGAAAUACUUUUAUCUCCUAUUUAGUGAGCCGGAUCUCAUCAGUUUGGAUAAAUAUGUUUUCAACACCGAAGCACAUCCGUUGCUACGGCCAACCUAG
Arthroderma uncinatum is the source of this 1584-nucleotide messenger RNA. RefSeq names its product alpha-1,2-Mannosidase. Gene Ontology annotation, cellular component: endoplasmic reticulum; Golgi membrane. The record is from RefSeq and is a predicted model, not a curated record. Lineage: Eukaryota; Fungi; Ascomycota; Eurotiomycetes; Onygenales; Arthrodermataceae. The transcript is spliced from 3 exons. Gene Ontology annotation, molecular function: calcium ion binding; mannosyl-oligosaccharide 1,2-alpha-mannosidase activity. Gene Ontology annotation, biological process: N-glycan processing; carbohydrate metabolic process. The coding region runs from base 1 to 1584 and encodes 527 amino acids.